AUGAGCUUCACAGGAUCCAGCGGUUCGUCGGGGAUAACCCCCGGUCUGACAAGUGCGGGACUUCCUCCAUCGACCAGCGGGCUGAAUGAACAGGAGCAGGCUAUGGUCAAAAUGAUGACUGGUGCCAUGGAGUCGUGUCCAGUUAAAACAGUAAUGGCGGGAGGAAUGGGCUUUGCGCUAGGAGGCGCAUUCGGCUUGUUCAUGAGCAGUAUGUCAUAUGAUACACCUCUCACGCCCCAAGGCCAGCAAAUAUCCUCUCUACCGGUACGCGAGCAACUUCGACGCGGAUUCAAAGACAUGGGUUCACGAUCAUACAGCAGCGCGAAGAACUUCAUGGUUGUUGGUGCUCUUUUUAGUGGCACUGAAUGCUGCAUUGAAGGGCUACGUGCCAAAAAUGAUCUGGCCAACGGUAUCGCUGCUGGAUGCAUCACUGGUGGAAUCCUUGGCGCCAAAGCAGGUCCUCAGGCAGCCCUCCUUGGAUGUGCUGGUUUUGCGGCCUUUAGUGCUGCCAUUGAUGCGUACAUGAGACAGCCAUCCGAUUAA
Messenger RNA from Microsporum canis CBS 113480, 543 nucleotides. Its product is annotated as mitochondrial import inner membrane translocase subunit tim22. Gene Ontology annotation, cellular component: TIM22 mitochondrial import inner membrane insertion complex. Lineage: Eukaryota; Fungi; Ascomycota; Eurotiomycetes; Onygenales; Arthrodermataceae. Gene Ontology annotation, molecular function: transmembrane protein transporter activity. Bases 1 to 543 code for a protein of 180 amino acids. Gene Ontology annotation, biological process: protein insertion into mitochondrial inner membrane. The record is from RefSeq and is a predicted model, not a curated record. The transcript is spliced from 3 exons.